Xenopus laevis (African clawed frog) is the source of this 957-nucleotide messenger RNA. Its product is annotated as olfactory receptor 1019. The transcript has a single exon. Lineage: Eukaryota; Metazoa; Chordata; Amphibia; Anura; Pipidae. The record is from RefSeq and is a predicted model, not a curated record. The coding region runs from base 1 to 957 and encodes 318 amino acids.
AUGCACCAGGCGAAUCAAUCCUCAGUAAUGUAUUUUAUCAUUAAAGGAAUUUCCGAAGUCCCUCAGAUGCUAUCAUUCAUCUUUCUUUUGGUUCUGUUAAUCUACCUCAUGACCCUUGGCGGCAAUUUUGCAGUUCUUUUUCUUGUGUGUGCCGAUUGUCACCUGCACACUCCCAUGUAUUUCUUCCUAUGUAAUCUGUCCCUGGUAGACAUAUUCUCCACUACAGUCACUCUACAUAAAAUGCUUCUAAUAUUCAUAACAGGAGACAAUACUGUAUCCUUCACUGCUUGUAUGGCCCAGAUGUGUUUAUUUUCAUGGUUAUCAGGUAACACAUUGAUUAUACUAACAGUCAUGAGUUUUGACCGCUUUAUGGCAAUCUGUAACCCAUUACGUUACCAUAUGAUUAUGAAGCCCGUUUUAUGUAUUUUGCUGGUACUUUUUUGCUGGUCAUUUAGUCUUUUACAAGUUAUUCCUCCUGUUAUCAUAUUAUCAAGGCUCUCUUGUUAUAUAAACAAUGAAAUUAAUCAUUUUUUCUGUGACAUUAUACCGUUGUUAAACAUCUCCUGCAGUGACACCUACAUUCUGAAGCUGCUGAUAUUUACAGAGGGGGUCCUACUGUCAACUCUCACUCCUUUCCUUCUGACUUUUAUCUCUUAUGUUUGUAUUAUUAUUUCCAUAUUGAAGAUAAGCUCCAGCUUUGGGAGACUAAAAGCUUUCUAUACAUGUUCCUCACAUCUAACAGUGGUCAUGCUGCUAUAUGCAAUGCUAGUCUUUCAGUACCUGAUCCCAACAAAUUCCUUAGAGUCCCAUAAGUUUUUUUCCCUUUUAAACACAGUGGCAGUGCCCAUGUUAAAUCCAUUAAUUUACAGCCUGAAAAAUAAAGAUGUAAUGUCAGCCUUAAGACGAAGGCUUUUAUUUUAUAAAAUGGCAAAUGAAACAUUUAGCCUUCAGGCUUGA